This is a messenger RNA of Pochonia chlamydosporia 170, 1941 nucleotides long. Its product is annotated as ribosome biogenesis protein Kri1. The record is from RefSeq and is a predicted model, not a curated record. Gene Ontology annotation, cellular component: 90S preribosome; nucleolus. Gene Ontology annotation, biological process: endonucleolytic cleavage in ITS1 to separate SSU-rRNA from 5.8S rRNA and LSU-rRNA from tricistronic rRNA transcript (SSU-rRNA, 5.8S rRNA, LSU-rRNA). The transcript is spliced from 2 exons. NCBI's taxonomy places the organism in Eukaryota, Fungi, Ascomycota, Sordariomycetes, Hypocreales, Clavicipitaceae. The coding region runs from base 1 to 1941 and encodes 646 amino acids.
AUGGCUCCGGGAGCAUCCAAGAACCCGAAACCCCCAAAGCGCAACCUGCUAGAUGACAGCGAUUCCGAUUCCGACGAUGGGGGUGCUCAAUUGGGCAAAGCCGACUUCAAAGUAAAUGAAGAGUAUGCUCGCCGCUUCGAAUACAACAAAAAGCGCGAAGAGAGGCAAAAAUUGGAGGAAAAGUUCAAAGCCGAUGGGAAGGGCCGUGGCGACGACCAAGAUGGAGACGAAUCGUCAUCCUCAAAUGAGACCGAAGACGAAGACGGCUUUCUAGCGACCGAAGAUUUAGAUGCCCAGAUCUCGGCUACUCUCAGUGCUAUCCGCAACAAGGACCCUCGACUGUACGACAAAGACUACAAGUUCAUCAACCUCCCGGAUGAUGAAGCAGCAGGACAAAGGGAAAAGAAAGAGAAGCCCGUCUUUCUUCAGGACUAUCACAGGGAGAAGCUUCUGCGUGGCGAUGUAGGUGCCUCGGACGACGAAGAGGACACCGCUCCGCAAACCUACAACGAAGAGCAAGACGCCUUGAGGAAGAGUUUCGUUUCAGAGUUUAACAUGGCCGGCGCCGCCGACGACUCUGACGACUCCGAUGACGAUGGCUUCAUGAAGAAAAAGACACCAGCCAAGCCAGGGAAGACGGAGAGCGGGGUGAAUCCUGCACGAGCUGCCAUCAUCAAAGUUUCUGAGCUAGACGUAACGAAUGCUGAAAAAGACCCUGAAACCUACCUCUCCAACUUCAUGUCUGCUAGAGCCUGGAUUCCAGAGGAAGGUGGAAAGUGGAAAGCCUUUGAAUCAGACGAAGGCGAAGACGAUGCCGAUCGCGCCGACGAAUUCGAGCAGGCUUACAACCUGCGAUUUGAGAAUCCGGAAAAGAGCAACGAAGUUUUGCAAUCCUACGCCCGUGACUUUGCCGCUGCUCGAUCUGUGAGAAGAGAGGAAAAGUCCGGCAGAGCGCGUCAAAGAGAACUGGAAAAGCAGAAGAAAGAGGAGGAAAAGCGACAAAGGCGGGAAGACAAGGCUCGUCUACGAAAGCUCAAGCUCGAAGAAACGGAGGAGAAGCUUCGCAAGGUGAAGCAAGCAGCUGGUUCCGUUGGCAAGGAGUUGACUGAAAAGGAGUGGAUGACGUUCCUUGACGACGCUUGGGAAAAUGACAAAUGGGAGGAGGAAAUGCAGAAGCGAUUUGGCGAUGAGUACUACGCCAUGGAUGAUGAUGCUGUUGUGGGAUCCGAUGAAGAUGGCGAGGAAUCCAAGAAGAAGAAAAAGAACCCCAAGAAACCCAAGUGGGAUGACGACAUUGACAUCAAGGAUCUCAUCCCAGACUUUGAAGACGAGGAACAAGCCAAGCCCGGCAUCAGCCUCAGCGACGAAGAGGACGAAAAUCAAGACGAGGAUGCCCCUCCUUCCAAGAAGCGAAAGACAUCAGAGCACAAACGCGCACGUCUCGAAUCUCAAAGGGAAGCCCGCAAGCAGCGUUCCAAGCUCGAAGCCCUCGUCGACGCCAAGCUCGAGCUCACCAACCACGACCUCCUCAACUCCAACUCAGGAGCAGGUUUCCGAUACCGCGAGACCUCGCCCCAGUCUUUCGGCCUAACAGCCCGUGAUAUCCUCCUCGCCCCCUCGGACAAGGACCUCAAUGAAUUUUUCGGCCUCAAGAAACUCGCAUCCUUCAGGGAUCCCGACAAAAAGCGUCGCGAUAAGAAGCGCCUUGGAAAGAAGGCCCGUCUUAGGGAGUGGCGAAGAGGCACGUUCGGAAGGGAAUUUGAACAGGAAGGCCCGACUUAUGGGUUUGAGAGACUCAUGGACGAGGAUGUCCUUAUGAAGGAGGCGCCGGAGAAGGCUCCCAAAGACGAGUCCAAUGUAUUGGGCGAUGUUGGCGGCAGAAAAAAGAAGAGAAAGAGGUCAAAGGGUAAGAGCAAGAGUGUUGCUGUCGAAGCAGAGUAG